Naegleria fowleri is the source of this 2133-nucleotide messenger RNA. RefSeq lists its product as uncharacterized. Bases 1 to 2133 code for a protein of 710 amino acids. NCBI's taxonomy places the organism in Eukaryota, Heterolobosea, Eutetramitea, Acrasida, Naegleriidae. The transcript is spliced from 4 exons. The record is from RefSeq and is a predicted model, not a curated record.
AUGUCGGCAUCUUCUCUUCGUGAUGAUCAAAUGGUUGGGCGGAAUCCUUCAUUUCAUCCCAAAUACCUGUCAGAUCUUUGUAAGAUAAAUAUUAGCAAAGACUAUAACUUGCAAAUUGUGAGCAUGGUCAUUUGCUUUCUCAGUAUCAUUAGUUCUGUGUUUGUGUUUCUUGGAGUGAUUUUAUAUCGGAAAGAAACCAAGUCUCCCCGUUUGAAUAUUUUAGGAUCAGCUGAGCUCUAUGGAAAGUCUUCAAAACUAUGGUGCGAUUUUGCAAACACUCCAUCACACUUGAUCAAUACUUCAAUACCGACUUUUGAGAAAAAUUAUCUAGGAUAUGACAACAUACAUUUGAUCAACAACAAUAGAUUCUCUCUAUUAAGGAACUCGAGUGCUGAUCCUGUUGAAUCUUAUUGGGCUAUUUUCUUUGAAAUUGGAUUUUUUUAUGUUCCAAACACUUUGGUGUUAAUAGUUAACAUUUUACUCUUUGUUGUGAUUAUUGUGAAAAUUAGGAGGAAUUCAAAAAUGUUGCAAAAUCAUCAACUGACCAUCGCCGUGAACUACUCUUCAAUGAAGUCCUCAACAUCAAAUCUAUCUCUAGAAAAUGCAUCAGACUCUUCCCCAUCUCUUCCUAUUCGAAAUCCUAUUCGUUCCAAAAUGAAUUCAAUUAGUCCUUCUAGCAAAAAGAGCUUACCAUCUGGAUCAGUGGGAAAUCUCGAAUCUACAUCGUUCAAUGAAAAUCAAGAAGAUGAGAAUCAAGAAAUUUUAGAUGAAAACAAACCUCUACUCGCAGUUAAACGAAAUUUCUCAAGUAAUAUUUCACUGAAUGCCCUUGGUAAAAAGCAAGGUUCCUCUACAUCUCUGCAGGCAAUAGCUCUUCAAAAUAAUUUGCAAAAAACAGGUAGUAAUCAACCAUCAUCCGUUCAGAGUUCUCAAACCACUACAUAUAAUUCAUUUUCAUUCUUGAUGUUUGGAAAUAAUAUCAAAUAUUCAACAUUAACACAAAAGGAUAUUGAUGAAUAUAUAGAAUUUUUGCAUUCCCAGUCAAGAACAGCUCUUUAUUAUAUUGCUGUACUAACAAUUAAUUGGAUUGUUUGGAUAGCAUCAAGAUUGUGUUGGGAGUUUAUUCAAUGUCAAGAAUCAGAUAGUACUUCCAUUGUAAUAUUUGUGCUCUUAUCUAUUGCAGAGCAGUGUAGCGGUCCAAGAAUGAGUUCUAUUUUAUUGAGUAUAAUAUUUGGAAUUUCAGAAGAUACUGUGUCUCCUUCAAAUCUUGCUGACAUGUUGCACGAUGUUACGUGCUUGAGAUAUUUUACGACUUACUGUGCUGAAAGAGAUAACUCAACACAAUCCAGUGAGGUUGACAAGGAAGUGAAUACGGCCGAGUAUGAUAACCUGGUGUUCUUUUGGUUUGAUUUGUAUCAACUGAAAGCUCUCAUACUGCAAAACGACAAAGAGGGAGAUGAAAGGAAAAAGCAAAUAUCUGAAGCAGUACUGGAUAUUUGUGACAAGUACUUUUCUGAAACAUCCGUUCUCAAAAUUAAUUCUGACAUUAUCUCGAACAAAGACAAAAAUCACAUCAGAACAUCAAUUAUGAGAUACAUCAAAGGAACCUCUCACAAUGACAAUGAUGAGGACUACUCAGAUAGUGACUAUUCAGAGAAUGGAGACGAAGACACCUCAUCCACUAUUUCUGAAGUUGUAGAUAACAAUUCUACCAUUCCUAAGGAAGAUUUAAUUUUGCUUAAUCUUUUGAAACAUCCAUUGAAAUUGACUCUCCGUAAAAUGAAUGAAUUAUUGUUUGAGUUUAAGACAAGUCCUGCCUUUGACGAACUAAUUAAUGUAUUGAGAAUGAAAGCAGUUUCUCAGAGAAGAAGCUUGUUCAAAGAUAUUCUCUACAAGCUUGGACGAUUGUUUCUGCAAUGUUUAGGAAUGUGUCAAAUUUGGUGCCCAAGUUCUCACGAUCCAAAUUCCAUCAGUGGAUAUGAAUCUGUAUCAGAAAAUGAAAAGAAUCACAUGGACCAUAUGGACGUUCAAAUUAAGGAUUUAUGGUCUUUAGAUUAUUCUAAAGAUGUUUUUGAGUAUAUCGAUCGUGUGAAGAGUCUAAAGUUAGAUAAUCGAACGUUGAUGAAGUUCUAA